UAUGAUUUAGGUUGUUCUCUUGUCAUUCCCUGUGUUCUUAUAAAUUGGACCUUAGAUCUAAAGGCUUAAUUGGGUCCAUGAUCACCGUAUUUGGCAAGUCUGCUUCCAAAGUGGCUUUAAUUUUUAAGAAUUUAAAUGUAUCUGACUUGAAAAGACAGAGACCUGAUGUUCAGGAAGUUCAACUUUGCUAUAAUAUACUUUACCUGAUGACUGAAAACACACUUUAUUCUUUCUUUUCUCUCUUUCCUUAUUUGUAGGAGAGAACAUAACUUAUUUUUCAAGGAGGUAAAGCACUUUGAACCCUCCCUCUAGAUCAGUGGGAAAGUCUAGUCAGUGCAUUCUUGGGUCUUUGGGCUGUAGGGCAAUGUUUACACAGAAUGGAAAGUUUCCUUCCAUGGUUCCAAACCCAGGGUUUGAGACUGCCUUCCAAGAAGGUAGGACCAAGAGCUGGACAUUUGGUUUUUCUGGUCUCUGUGUGAGGUCGACAUAUAUGUAUCACCUGUGUCCUGUGCAAGGAUUCUGAAGACUUUUAAGACUCAGCCUCGCUGUGAUGCUGGAUUCCAGAGCAACACACCUUUGAACAAAUUUACAGCCCCAGGCAGAUGGCACUGGUCUUCGUGUACGGCACCCUGAAGCGAGGCCAGCCCAACCACCAGGUCCUGCUGGACAGGGUGCAUGGCUUGGCAGCCUUCCAGGGCCGCGGCCACACGGCAGAGCCCUACCCGCUGGUGAUUGCCGGCGAGCACAACAUCCCCUGGCUGCUCCACCUCCCAGGCAGGGGCCGCCGUGUGGCAGGCGAGAUCUACACAGUGGACGAGCAGAUGCUGCGCUUCCUUGAUGACUUCGAGGGCUGUCCUGACAUGUACCAGCGCAGGGCCGUUCAGGUGGCCGUGCUCGAGUGGGAGGGCGGGGGCGGCCCCCGGGACAGCGUGCAGUGCUUCGUGUACAGCACGGCCACCUAUGCGCCAGAGUGGGUCCACCUCCCCUACCAUGACAGCUACAACUCAGAGGGACCGCACGGGCUGCGCUACAACCCCCGGGAAAACAGGUAAGAAGGGCUGGCGGUGGCGGCAAGGACGGGACCUACAGAAGCCUCGUCACCUUGACUCGGUGCAGGAGCAGACCAGCCCCUCAGCGGCAAGACUCAGUCUAGAAACGGGAGCUCCGUGGUGCUGACCUUCCACUGCAGCAAGACUGCACCUUCAACUGAUUCAGUAUCAUGGCUUCCUGCUUAACUGGCACCUCUGGGCCUGGGUGCAUCGGAUAAGAACAGCUUCCAUUACUCACUGCUCUAAACGGUAUUUAAAGGACUCACAUGAUACACUUUUCUUUCUUCUUUUUGCUUCAGUUUGCUCCCAAGAUCGCAUACUCGGGGACUAUAAUGACUGGGGUUUGCAGAUGACUGUACUUAUUCUGGCCUGUAGCACCUAGCGUGAAAAAAUUUAAUAAAAGCUGAUUUUUUAAUGACUCAAUAUAAUUAAAAACUCCUCAAGAAAAACAUACUCUCCUAUAGAGAGUGUAUGUAGGUAGCACAUUGUUCAUGGUUUCAGACCACAAUGUCCAUUUGAAAUUAAACUAGAUGUGCUGAGAGCAACCCCCAUGUGUGGCGCUACCUGCGGCCUCAUUUCAGUAUACUUUUCUGACGGUUCUUUUCAUUCUAAGCAAGCAAAGGCACGAACACCCACUUACUGGGAGAUACAGCUGAGCACCCGACUUCCUGGGAAGCCACUCCUCGCCAGAGCCCAGCCCCAGGCCAUCACUGCCUCCAGAGGCACGGUGCCUGGGGGUAGGCCUUUCAGAGAAGAACCAGCAUGUUAGUAAUUUGUUCUUCAGGGCUGACAGAAGGCUUAGCCUCCAAAUACAAACAGCACUUAAAAUAAUGUUAGCAAGGCACGAAGUACCAAUUACUACCCACCUCCAUCUGAUAAUCUGUCAGCAGAGAUUCAAGUCGGCGCACGACUCUGCUUCUCCUUACCAGCAAAGGACAAAAUGGAUUCCAGGAAUUUCAGAACCACAUGAAAAUGCAGCUGCUGGUCCUUAGUAACCUCGUUCUCCAUCAGGAAAGCUCUCUUACUCUUCAACUUAAUGGUAGACUCUGAUCACUAACUACAUCUGGCACAAAAACAUCAUCAUUAUUUUUAGCCUCUUUUUCUUAAUUGGAAACUUGCUUCACACAACAGAAAAAGGGGAGCGAGGAUGGGCAUCAGCUGCCAAUCUGGCGGCAGCUCCUCCCACUACGGCGAUGGGUGAGGCAGCCCUGAGGGCCCAGCCCGAAGCCACAGGAAAGGGACAGGCGGUGCCCUGUCCUCCACUCCAGCUCAGGCGGCAGGCCCCGAAUGACCUGAGCAGUCAGCCAUCCGUAGUGACCUGUGUGGAGCCACAGAGGAAGGCACUUCCGG
Fukomys damarensis (Damara mole-rat) is the source of this 2399-nucleotide messenger RNA. It is a transcript of the gene Ggact, whose product is annotated as gamma-glutamylamine cyclotransferase. NCBI's taxonomy places the organism in Eukaryota, Metazoa, Chordata, Mammalia, Rodentia, Bathyergidae. The transcript has 3 exons. The coding region runs from base 603 to 1052 and encodes 149 amino acids. The record is from RefSeq and is a predicted model, not a curated record. Gene Ontology annotation, molecular function: gamma-glutamylaminecyclotransferase activity.